Messenger RNA from Musa acuminata subsp. malaccensis (wild Malaysian banana), 682 nucleotides. RefSeq names its product ubiquitin-conjugating enzyme E2-23 kDa-like. The record is from RefSeq and is a predicted model, not a curated record. Lineage: Eukaryota; Viridiplantae; Streptophyta; Magnoliopsida; Zingiberales; Musaceae.
AGAGCGCCCACCCCAGUCCCGUUCCCCUUUCCUCUCGGCCACGUCGGAGCCGGACAAGGAAGCAGGAUCGGGAAUGUCGGCUACGACGAAUCGCCGCCAGAAGGACAUCACGAAACUGAUGAUGAAAGACUACAAGGUGGAGAUGGAGACCGAUGACUCGAAAAAGUUCUUUGUUUAUCUGCACGGCCCCAAAGAGAGUCUUUAUGAAGGAGGUGUGUGGAAGCUUAGGGUGGAACUCCCAGACGAAUACCCUUUUAAAUCUCCAUCAAUUUACUUUGUUAACAAUAUAUUUCAUCCUAAUGUAGACGACGAGUCCGGUGAACUUUGUGUGAAUGUUUUCCAUGAAGAUUGGAGCCCCAUGAUCGAUCUUCUCACUGUGUUCGAAAAUUACAUUACACAAUUUCUUUUGACUCCAAACCCUUUGAACCCACUGAAUGAGGAAGCUGCAGAACUAAUGAUCACUGAUCAUUCUGCUUAUGAACAGAAAGUGAAAGAACACUGUCAAAAAUAUGCAAAGCCCGCAGACGUUGGUGUUUCUGAAGACAAAAUGCUAAGCAAAGAGGAAUCGGAUCGGAACGAUGAACAUUAAGUGGGAACCUUAAAUGAGGUUCUUCUGUUUUCUGCACAUGUUCGAUUCAGCUUAUGAACUCUUCAUUUCUCAUGUGGGCAUCGCAGAUAGGCA